AUGUCUAGAAUUAUUGUAAAACAAUUGCCCAAAAAUGUCACAGAGGAUAAAUUGCGUAGCCUUUUCGGUCAAAAGGGUACCAUUACUGAUAUGCAACUUAAAUAUACACCUGAUGGAAAGUUUCGCCAAUUCUGUUUCAUUGGCUAUCAGACGGAAAAUGAGGCAGCGGAGGCCAUUAAAUACUUCAAUAAUUCAACUAUACAAACCAGUCGAAUAAAAGUAGAAUUAUGUGCCAAAUUGGGCGGCGAAGAGAAGCCUCAAUCGUGGAGUAAAUAUGCCAAGGACAAUAAGAAAGAUGCAAUAAAUAAGGAGAAUAAAAACACCAAAGAGGUAAAGGAGAAAGAAGUAAAAACUCCAUCACGAGUUGAUGAGCUCUUAGACAAACACAAAGAUGAUCCCGAGUUCCAGGAAUUCAUGAAAGUCCAUGAAAGAAAUCGUACGCUAUGGGCUAACGAUGCCACCGAAGUGGAGGCACCGAAUGACGCUGUUGCCCCUGUUGAUGCCAGUGAUGAUCAUAGUGAGAAGAAGGAGAUGGAAGACACGGAAAAUGACGAAAGUAAUAGUGCUAACGACCGCGACGAAGACGAGGGGGAAGAAGAGAAAUUAGCGGAAAAGCCCAUAAGCGAUAUGGAAUAUAUGAAGUCAUUAAUGGCCAAGAACAACCAAAGUUCGGCAUCGAAGGCAAAGAAAACGAGUGUUGAUUUAUUCACAAUUAAAAUACACAAUGUGCCGUACCAGACGAAGCGUCAGGACAUAAUCAAAUUCUUUAAACCACUUAAACCCUUCUCAGUGCGUUUGCCAACUAAUGUCCACGGAUUUUGUUAUGUCGGUUUCAAAACCGAGAAGGACAUGAAUAAGGCAAUGCUAAAAAAUAAAAGUUUCAUCAAGGGCAAGCAGGUGUUUUUCUCCGACUUUACCGAAAAGAAUAAAAUCACCAAGGCCAAACAAACUGCGGGGAAAGAUGGAGAACAAAUCAAUCAGGCCGAUGGUGCAGAUAAAAACUCGAAAUGGAAAAAUCAGGAGGCGAGUCUUAACAACGAAGAAGAUAUAUCUGAAUCUGGAAGAAUAUUUUUCCGAAACUUGGCAUACACGGUAACUGAAGAUGACUUGCAAAAAGUGUUUGAGGAAUUUGGUCCCAUUGCUGAGAUACACUUACCUGUCGAUUCUGUAACGCGACAAAUCAAAGGUUUUGGCACUGUCACAUACGUAAUGCCUGAACAUGCUGUUCAAGCCUUCAAUAAAUUAGAUGGAACCACGUUCCACGGUCGUCUGCUUCACUUGAUACCCGGUAAGGGGAAAAAGUCUGAUGAUGAUCAAGAUGAGAAUGAUGCUAACUUGACAUUCAAGCAGAAGAAAGCACUGAAACUAAAGAAGACUGCUCAACAAUCUACAAAUUGGAACACUUUAUUCCUUGGGCCAAAUGCUGUAGCCGAAAUUCUAGCAAAGAAGUUUGAAACAUCAAAACAACGCAUUUUGGACACCGAAGAAGGCGGAUCCAGUGCUGCUGUUCGUAUUGCCUUGGGGGAGACACAAAUUGUCAUAGAAAUGAAGAAAUUUUUAGAAGAUAAUGGCGUUAGAGUUAACGCUUUCGAUUCGGUGAAUGCGAAACGCUCCAAGACCAUAAUACUAGCUAAAAAUUUACCACCCGAUACAACGGUCGCUGAAUUGACACCAAUCUUUGCGAAAUUCGGACCAAUUGGCAGAUUAAUACUACCACCCAGCGGUGUGACAGCUAUCAUUGAAUUCUGUGAUCCAACAGAGGCAAGGCAUGCCUUCAAAAAACUAGCUUAUAGCAAAUUUAAGAAUGUACCGCUAUAUCUGGAAUGGGGUCCUGAGGAUACAUUUACAACCACGCUGAAUGGAGAGCCCUUAAUACCGAAAAUUGAAAGUACAAAUGCCGACAAAGAAGAGGCAUCAGAAGAGAACAUUGAAAAAAGCAAGCAGGCUGAUGAAGAGGCCGUCCUGGAGGAAGACGAGGAAAAUGAAGAUCCUGAACCAAAUACAACCCUAUUCUUAAGAAACCUUAACUUUAAAACCGUGCGGGAAACGGUUUAUAAUCAUUUCAAACGUCUGGGCACAAUACACACAGUGGAAAUAGCUAAACGGAAAGAUCCCGAAAAUCCUUCACAGACGACUUCAUUGGGCUAUGGUUUUAUUCAAUUCAAGAAGGCAUCUGUUGCCGAAUACGCACUGAAAAAUAUGCAAUUUACCACAAUCGAUGGCAAUCAGGUGGAACUUAAACGUAGUGAUCGCAUUCUCAAAACACCAGCCACUCAGGGAGAGCGAAAGAAGGUUCAACUUACGAAACAAACUGGUACCAAGAUAUUGGUACGAAAUAUACCCUUUCAAGCAAAAGUCCGGGAAGUUCGAGAUAUUUUCAAAGCCUUUGGAGAAUUACGAUCAGUGCGAUUGCCCAAAAAAAUGGCGCCUGGAGAAGAAUCACAUCGUGGUUUUGGGUUUGUUGAUUUCGUAACUAAAAGUGAUGCCAAAAAGGCUUUUGAAGCUUUGAGCCAAAGUACUCAUUUAUACGGCCGACGUAUUGUCCUUGAGUGGGCUUCUACAGCCGACGAAGAUGUAGAUGCGCUCCGAAAACGAUCUGCCGCGCAAUUUAAUAGCACAAAUCAGGAUAAAUUUGCAAAACGCAGUAAAAGAGCAGUUUUCGAUGCCAGUGGAAGUUCAAAUGUGACUCAAAACGAUGAUGACAAUUUUAGUGAUUAG
This is a messenger RNA of Musca vetustissima, 2718 nucleotides long. Its product is annotated as probable RNA-binding protein 19. The transcript has 4 exons. Gene Ontology annotation, cellular component: nucleus; ribonucleoprotein complex; cytoplasm. Bases 1 to 2718 code for a protein of 905 amino acids. The record is from RefSeq and is a predicted model, not a curated record. NCBI's taxonomy places the organism in Eukaryota, Metazoa, Arthropoda, Insecta, Diptera, Muscidae. Gene Ontology annotation, molecular function: mRNA binding.